GAAAUUAGGUAUGGUAAUCAUUAUUAAUUAAGCAUUAAGUAUUAAGCCCCCAACCCACUUCACAAAGUUCAUGAAGUACCAAGGAAAGACCAAAUAUUAAAUAAAUUAGAAAAAUUUGAAUUUCCAAAAAAAUCAAGUGGGCGAUAAUAGAGCCUCUGAAACAUGGCAAAAGUGACAUAUUUUGUAAUUUUCAAUGCAUACUCCCGAUAAUUAUCUAUCAUUGUGUGCUUUCCACACCAUAUCAAUGGUAUCAAUAUCAAUCAAACAUACUUCCGGUGUAAUGGUGGAAACACGUUUCCAAAAUGUCUCCGCCAUCUGAUGAGGAUUUACAAUAUUAUGAGAAGAUUCUGAAUUUACUAACUGAAGGACCGAGGAACGACGUUGUCGAGCAGCUAUUGCAUGAUGGAUCCGAGGAGGAUUUUGACAUGAUACGUGAUUACUUCUUCGAAAAGGCAAAAUCAAAAGUCACGGAGCAUUGUGACUCUUUAUUUGGACCGUUAGCAGAGCGCGAGGAACAUGAAGUCCCUGUAAAUCUGCAGCCUAAGAAACGCCAGGGUAAGAACAAGCUUACUAAUACAGUUAUGGACAUAUGCGACUUAUAUUUAUACCUGACAGAUAACGUAGAUAUGUUCCCAAAGGGUGUUUUGAGUACGAACAGUUUCCUGCCCGAGGUAACCGUGUCCAGGGAGGCCUCUAAUAACAUGCAUCGAAAUGAACGUGCUGCAUCUAUGGAUGUUACAAUAACAGUACUAACACAGAAGGUAAAGGAGCUAGAAGUUGAGAGGGAUUCUAUGAGAAAGGACAUUUGUACUUUGUCUUCGAAACUUGACCAGAUCACGGGAACAUGUAAAACGUUGCAAUCUGAGCUUGAAAAGCUAACCCAGAAUACGAACUCUAUGCAGGGCAAUCUAGCAUCUAUUACACGUAUUGUAACUAGCUCUAAACCUUCCGACCUAGUGAAUUCGAAUGCACCCCCUAAACAAACUCAACAGGUAAUGACUAAUUUCGCCGAAUCCUGUAUUAGUGGAUUGAAUGCCAGUAAGUCGUUGAGUACGCAAAAUGACCCAGUCGUUCCGAAUUCCAGCGAUGGGUCAAAUAAUGUAAACAAUAACAUUCUUUCCGAAUCGAACCAGGUCAGUGCGACCCCAGCUUGUGAUGUAAAUCGUAUGGCUCCUGAUAAAGAUUACCCUGAUGCAUCGAAAAAUACCUAUGUGUCGCAUACACAGCUGCCCUCCGAAUGCCGUUCGGCAGCUAACAACGGAUGUAAUAAACCGAACGUUGAACCAUCCAAGCAACGUAUUAAGAGUCCCACAUCCCGUGGCAGUCCCCAGAAGACGUACCCGAGAACCCAAACCCCUACGCAGCCGAGAACCCUGAGUCCCACUCCUCCCAGACCCCCAAGAUCGAAUCUUAACCUGAAUACGCUUAAAGGGACGAGUGAGCAGGUGACCUAUGGUGUGACGGAGACUGGUGUAUGGCGCGGCCCACCCCCCACUGAUCGCGGAGUAUGGAAGGGCCCAGAUCCCCCUGGGAAGGAAUGGCAGACGUGGCUCGGAAAUAAUCAGCUUCGGCGAAAGAAGGCGGCGGCGAAACAAAAGGAAUAUGUUAACAC
Owenia fusiformis is the source of this 1612-nucleotide messenger RNA. Lineage: Eukaryota; Metazoa; Annelida; Polychaeta; Sabellida; Oweniidae. The record is from the annotation of a GenBank genome assembly.